AAGUAGUAGGUUUAUCGCAAAAAAGAUAUUUCAUUACUUUUAAUAUUAAUCCCUUUAUGGAAUCAGAAAAUUGUGAAGGUGCAAGGGAGUGGAACAGGUUUUCGCUGUUUCAAACCGAGACUCUGUUACACGUCACUGCUCCACCAGUACCAUCGCAUCCCUACUGCUUAAUCCCGCCAAUUUCAGAUGAGAAGGUAGCAAUUUUGGUAACAUAAUUUGUUAGUGUCUGAAGGUAAAUAAGUACUAUGAAUAACAAACGAAGAGGCAAUCCCAGUUAUGGUGUUAAAGGGAAAAUAGCUAGAAAUGAUGAAGAAGCAGCUUCUACAUUUGAAAGUACAUUAGCUUCUUUACCUGAUAAUGAUGAGGACUAUCCUGACCGUGAUGUGUUAGAAUGUUUAGGAGAGGGUCCAGAUAUUCAAACUACAAGUAUUAAAUGGAGUCGACCUCCUCCUCCUGUUUUGGAUUCAAGCAGGGAUGGUCUAAUCUUUCAGCAAUUAGAAAUAGAUCAUUAUGCUGGUACAGCAAUAAAAGGUAUGCCUGGAAGUCAAGUUUCUCCUGUUCCCAUCAUAAGGAUGUAUGGUGUGACUAUGGAUGGGAAUUCUGUCUGUUGCCAUGUUCAUGGUUUUACUCCUUAUUUCUAUAUACUUGCUCCAGAAGGAUUCUCUGAAAGAAGUUUAUCAGAAUUCAAAGAAAAACUAAAUAAAGUUAUGUUAGAAGAUUUGAAGUCAAAUCCAGAAAAAGUGGAAGAAGCAGUAGUUAUGGUAGAAAUGGUUAAGAAGCAGAGUAUAUUUGGUUACUUUGGUGAUAAUCUGCUCAAUUUUAUUAAGAUAUAUGUGGCUAUACCUAAACUAAUUGCAACUGCAAAAAGACUCAUCGAAAAAAAUGUUUUACCUUAUUUUUCUGGAGAUGCUACCCAAGCAUUUGAAGCCAAUAUUGAUUUUGACAUUAGGUUUAUGGCUGAUUGCAAAAUUACAGGCUGUAAUUGGAUUGAAUUACUUCCAGGAUCCUAUACUUUGAGGACUGCUUCAGGUUUUUGUUCAACCCGUUGCCAAAUUGAAGUUGAUGUUCCUUAUAAUAAACUAAUCUCACAUCAGCCUGAAGGAGAAUGGUCUAAAGUAGCUCCUUUUCGGAUACUCAGCUUUGAUUUAGAAUGUGCUGGAAGAAAAGGGAUUUUUCCGGAACCAAAUCAUGAUCCUGUUAUUCAGAUUGCCAAUAUGGUUGUUCGUCAAGGAGAGCAUGAGCCCUUCAUUAGGAAUAUUUUUACCUUGAAAUCAUGUGCCCCUAUUUUGGGAUCACAGGUUAUUAGUUUUGAAAAAGAGGAAGAUAUGCUUGAAAAAUGGGCAGAAUUUGUAAGAGAAGUAGAUCCCGAUUUAUUUACUGGAUAUAAUAUCAAUAAUUUUGAUUUUCCUUAUUUAAUUAAUAGAGCUAAUCAUCUGAAAUGUAGAAACUUUGUUUUUCUGGGAAGAAUUAAAAACAUAAAGUCCAUUAUCAAGGAUCAUGUAAUUCAAAGUAAACAGAUGGGCAGAAGGGAAAAUAAAUCCAUUAAUUUUGAGGGUCGAACCUGCUUUGAUCUAUUAUUGGUCCUUUUGCGAGAUUACAAGCUGAGGUCUUAUACCUUGAAUGCUGUUAGUUUCCAUUUCCUUCAAGAACAGAAAGAAGAUGUUCAUCAUAGCAUUAUUACAGAUUUGCAGAACGGUGAUGCUCAAUCUAGAAGAAGGCUGGCUGUUUAUUGUUUGAAAGAUGCCUACUUGCCUAUUAAACUUUUGGAUAAGCUAAUGAGUAUAAUUAAUUAUAUGGAAAUGGCACGUGUUACUGGUGUCUCUCUCACUUCAUUGCUAACUAAAGGACAGCAAAUUAAAGUUAUGUCUCAGCUUUUACGGAAGAGCCUUGAAUCUGGAUAUCUGUUGCCUACUCAUAAGGUAGUGGACGCUCAGGAUCAAUUUGAAGGAGCAACUGUCAUUGAACCUAUUAAAGGUUACUAUCAAGACCCCAUUGCAACCCUUGAUUUUAGCUCUUUGUAUCCAAGUAUAAUGAUGGCUCAUAAUCUAUGUUAUAGCACUCUGAUAAAUCAGUCAGUUAUAAAUAAAUUAGGAUUGACUCCUGAUCAGUAUUCUGCAACUCCAGCCAACUGUUACUUUGUUAAGAGCUCUAUGCGUAAAGGCCUACUUCCUCAAAUUUUAGAAAGCCUUAUAUCAGCCCGUAAAAAGGCUAAAAAAGAAUUGGCAAAUGAGACUGAUCCUUUCAGGAAAAAGGUGCUGGAUGGACGACAGUUGGCAUUGAAAAUUAGUGCAAAUUCUGUUUAUGGUUUUACUGGAGCUCAAGUUGGAAAACUUCCUUGUUUGGAAAUAAGUGGGAGUGUCACUGCUUAUGGUCGAACUAUGAUAGAAAGAACUAAACAGGAAGUAGAACAACACUAUUGCAUCAAAAAUGGAUAUAAGUGUGACUCUUUGGUUAUUUAUGGUGAUACUGAUUCAGUUAUGGUUAAAUUUGGUGUUAAAACACUUCAAGAAGCGAUGGAUUUAGGAAAGGAAGCUGCUGAAAAUAUUUCUGCCAAAUUUAUUGCUCCUAUAAAACUGGAAUUUGAAAAGGUAUAUUGGCCAUAUUUGUUGAUAAAUAAAAAGCGUUAUGCUGGAUUAUAUUAUACAAGGGUUGAUAAAUAUGAUAAAAUGGAUUGUAAAGGUUUGGAAACUGUUCGACGAGAUAAUUGUCCUCUUGUAGCUAACAUGAUGAACACUUGUCUUCAGAAAAUGUUAAUUGAUAAAGAUCCUGAAGGUGCAAUCAGUUAUGCUAAGCAACAAAUCAGUGAUUUACUUUGUAACCGCUUAGAUAUAUCUCAGUUAGUUAUUACCAAAGAACUUGCCAAAACUGAUUAUGCUGGUAAACAAGCUCAUGUUGAACUUGCUAAUAAAAUGAAGAAAAGAGAUGCUGGUUCUGCCCCUAAGCUUGGUGAUAGGGUACCAUAUGUUAUUAUUUCCGGUGCAAAAGCAACUCCUGCAUAUAUGAAAGCAGAAGACCCUAUAUAUGUUCUGGAAAAUAACAUUCCGAUAGAUACCAAAUAUUAUUUAGAGAACCAAUUAUCAAAACCAUUAACUAGGAUAUUUUCUCCACUUCUUGGAGAUAAAGCAGAUUCUACUCUUCUUCAUGGUGAGCAUACAAGAACUAAAUCUAUUAUAACUUCAAAAGUAGGGGCCCUUGCUGCAUUCACUAAGAAAAAAGAAGUAUGCCUUGGUUGCAAAACUGUAUUGCCAGAGUCGGAACAGAAAAAUCCACUAUGUCAUCAUUGCACUCCAAAAUACUCUACAAUCUUGAUUUCUGAAUUCAACAAAUAUAGGGAUUUAGAAGAAAAGUUCAACAGGUUAUGGACACAGUGUCAAAGGUGUCAAGGAAGCUUACAUGAGGAAGUAAUUUGUACAAGCCGGGACUGUCCCAUUUUUUAUAUGAGGAAGAAAGUGCAGAUGGAUCUAAACACUCAGGAUAAUACUGUACUUAGGUUUGGUUGUCCUACAUGGUAAGAAAAGUUCCUCUGUUUCACACGACAGUCUUCUAUUCAACAAGUGUUUAUUGAAUUUGUAUAUAUAUUUUUUUUUAUAAAUCAAUACAAUGAGAAGCAUUUUAAAUAUAUAAAAAUAAAUAGUUUGUACAUAAAAUAAAAUUAAAAAAUAGCUUAUUAUUUACAUUAUGUUUGCAAUACAACAGCUGAAUGAAGUGGAC
Molecule: messenger RNA, 3711 nt
Organism: Nezara viridula (southern green stink bug)
Lineage: Eukaryota; Metazoa; Arthropoda; Insecta; Hemiptera; Pentatomidae
Source: the annotation of a GenBank genome assembly